AUGGGUCCUCAGAUGAAGAUGCUCGCGGGGCCUCUGUCGGCCUGCACCCGGCCAACAUGCCUGUCGGGAUCGCUAGCUACCUUCUCACUGGCACGAUGCUUCUCUACCACAUCACCCGCCCUGGACUGGCUGACUCCAAAGUUUGCCGAGAAAUCGAAGUCCCCCAAGGGUCGCCCGCACGUCGCUACGGGCGGAUCGACUCGCGGAACAACAGUGGUGUGGGGAGACUUUGGGCUUCGCAUGAAGGACCACGACCGCCGGAUGCCGGCUUCGGCUCUCAAGAUUGCAGAGGAAACCAUCAAGAGGCGGCUACGUGGUAUGAACUACAAGUUGUACAAGCGCGUUAGCGCCAACGUUGGUGUCUACACCAAGGGUAAUGAGCAGCGUAUGGGUAAGGGUAAGGGUAAAUUCGACUACUGGACGGUUCGGUUGCCCGUUAGCCGAGUCGUUUUCGAGUUGAAGGGAGAUCUGCACGAAAAGGUUGCCCGGGAGGCAUUCAGAUUGGCUGGCCACAAGUUGCCGGGUCUCUGGGAAUUCGUCAAGAAGGAUGAUCCGCCCGUUGUUGGAAUCACCAAACUCGGUAAUGGUGUGACCCUCGAAUCCCUCAAACGCCCACGCAGAAACCCUCCCCUGGGAACCAACGACCUCGAGAACCCGCCCCAGACUACUUCCUCCAGCCCUACCUCCUCUCAAUAA
Penicillium daleae is the source of this 696-nucleotide messenger RNA. Its product is annotated as mitochondrial 54S ribosomal protein uL16m. Lineage: Eukaryota; Fungi; Ascomycota; Eurotiomycetes; Eurotiales; Aspergillaceae. Gene Ontology annotation, cellular component: mitochondrial large ribosomal subunit; ribosome. The coding region runs from base 1 to 696 and encodes 231 amino acids. The record is from RefSeq and is a predicted model, not a curated record. The transcript has 3 exons. Gene Ontology annotation, biological process: mitochondrial translation. Gene Ontology annotation, molecular function: structural constituent of ribosome; rRNA binding.